UGGAGGCCAUUUCAUUGUCAAAACCCCCAAAAUUCUGGUUUUGGUGACACCAGCCGAGGAGGCAUAGACUCAGUCUGUCCGUUUCUUCCCAUGUUGCUGCCUUCAACUGUAACUACAGAGGAGGCUAUAACUCAUGCUCCAGAUUCCCUGGCCAAACGUCUGAAGGCCCAGAAGUCCUUUUUGAUUACCCUCGGACCAUGUGUAAGCGACUUCCUCGACCCCUACGUGGAAGAUCAGGAACGGGCAGUAGUCUGAGGGCCGUACCAAGCUGAAAAGUGUCCUGGAGACGUCUGUAACCCAGGCUCCAGGAGACACCAGACACCCCUAUGGUCUGGGCCUGGUCAACAUAUUGGGCCUUCUGUUCGUCUUACAAGGGAAACACCUACAACUAUAAUGAGUUAACCUUUGCUCCUGUCAUCUUGACAGUGAGUGAAAGUCUUGCUUCCUUAAUUCUCAUCAAUAUUAGCAGAAUUCUCAGUGGCUGUUCCCUCAGCAGUGCCAGCUUGUGAGCCCGAGCCCAAAACUAACGGGCAUCAUCCAUCUUCACAAUUCACUGUUUCCUCACGAGCCUCUAUUUUUGCUGCCAUGGAAGCCCCUACUCAAGGUCUGCAGACAGUCAUGAGUUGGAAAACAGUGAUAGUCAUCUUUGUCGUGGUGUUAGUUUACCUGGUGACGGGAGGACUUGUCUUCCAUUGCCUGGAGCAGCCCUUCGAAAGUCUGCAGAAGAACACAAUCGCGCUAGAGAAGGCUGACUUUCUUCGAGAGCACACGUGUGUAAAUGAGAUAGAGCUGGAGACACUGAUUCAGCAUGCUGUUGAUGCUGAUAAUGCAGGAGUCAGUCCUGUAGGACCUUCUUCUAACACCAGCAGUCAUUGGGACCUUGGAGGUGCCUUUUUCUUUGCUGGAACAGUCAUCACAACUAUAGGGUAUGGGAAGAUGGCCCCAAGCACUGUUGGAGGCAAGGUUUUCUGCAUCCUGUAUGCCAUUUUUGGGAUUCCACUGUUUGGCUUCUUGCUGGCUGGGAUUGGAGACCAACUUGGAACCAUCUUUGGGAAGGGUAUUGCAAGGGUGGAAAAAGUUUUCAGAAAAAAGCAAGUGAGUCAAACAAAGAUCCGGGUGAUCUCUACUAUCCUCUUCAUCCUGGCAGGCUGCAUUGUCUUUGUGACAAUUCCUGCAUUCAUCUUCAAACACAUCGAGGGAUGGACAGCGCUGGAGUCCAUCUACUUUGUGGUUGUUACUCUGACUACCAUUGGCUUUGGUGACUUUGUAGCAGGAGGAAAUGCUGACAUACAUUAUCGAGAGUGGUAUAAACCCUUAGUGUGGUUCUGGAUUCUUGUCGGCCUUGCUUACUUUGCUGCUGUCCUGAGUAUGAUUGGAGACUGGUUAAGAGUCCUGUCCAAGAAGACACAAGAAGAGGUUGGAGAAAUAAAAGCCCAUGCAGCAGAGUGGAAAGCAAAUGUGACGGCUGAGUUCAGAGAGACACGGAGGAGGCUCAGUGUGGAGAUCCACGACAAACUUCAACGGGCAGCCACCAUCCGGAGCAUGGAGCGCAGACGCCUUGGCCUGGACCAGCGAGCUCACUCCUUAGACAUGCUCUCUCCAGAGAAGCGCUCUGUCUUCGCUACCUUGGAAACAGGGCGCUUCAAGGCCUCCUCUCAGGAAAGCAUCAACAACAGGCCUAACAACCUGCGCCUUAAAGGGCCAGAUCAGCUUAACAAGCACGGGCAGGGGGCAUCCGAGGACAACAUCAUUAACAAGUUUGGAUCAUCCGCUAAGAUGACCAAAAGGAAAAACAAAGACCUCAAAAAGACCAUCCCUGAGGAUGUGCGUAAAAUUUAUGAGACCUUCAGAAACUGUUCUUUGGAUGAAGAAAAAAAGGAAGAGGAGACGGAGAAGAUGUGUAAUUCCGAGAUCUCUUCUAGCACUGCAGUCCUGACCAGCUGUAUCCAGCAGCACUCAGACCUGGAAAAUGGAGUGAUUCCCAAUGAAACCAAAGAAAGGGAACAAGAAAACAAAGCGUUACUUGAAGACAAAAAUUAAAUAUAAAAGAUGCUUGACUUGAAUUAACAAUGUUAGUGGUUUUAUAUGUAUAUAUAUAUUGAGACACGUGCCUUAUACAGACUCCUUAUUCAAUCUCAAUUAUAUAGCAUCGAGGAAUAUUUCACUGUGCCAUAAAGACUCAAGCUUGCUCUGCCAAAACAAACCAGGAACACAGCACUGCAGAAUGGCAACAGAAAGCUACGCACAUGGAAAUUUCAGCCUGUAUAAGAUUACCAGGGCAAGACACAAGGGAAGGAAUUGAACCAUGGCAAUAUCACCAGAGUGCUCCUGCCGUGGCAUAUUAGACGAAGGGCAGCUAUGUAAGAAGAGCCUGUGAAAGGGAUGAAAAAGAGUGUAUCUUUGUAGGGGAUUAUGCAUCCAUAAAGCCUUCCCCUGGUGAUUAAAAAGAGGAGAAAUGAUUGGAGUGAACUAAAAACUUUCAGUAAGGCUUAGUUUACGUUUUGGCACGUGAUCCAAGCUAGUUUUUUUUCCUUUUUUUUGAGUCAGAUGCAUUACCUUUCUAAACUCCAAAAGAAUGUCUAUGGACACAACCACCAGCUAGGUGCUGGUUUGAAAAAUCAACACAGGUGUAUGUAAGGGUUGGAUUACUCUUUUCAUUAAAAAAAAAAAAAAAAAGAAAAGAAAAAACUCCAUGGGUAUUUAUCUUAAGCAGUGACAAAAAAAAAAGAAAAAUGGAUUUUUUUCUCACAAGAAAGUGCAUAUGAAGAAAACGCAACAUCUCAUGCUAUGUUGUUUAAAAGAAGAGAAACAUCAAUUUAAUAUUUGGCUAAGUGUAUAAAACAGUGGGCCAAGUGGUUUUUUUAAAGAAUUUUUCAGUCACACUUUCUACCACUGAAAAAAACCCUUCAAUUUUAAUACUGUAAGACUAUGAAGACAGAAGGGAAGCUACAGCUUUUGCGUGCUGGCAAACUGCUGUUCUCUGUAGCUGAAUCUGAAUUUUAGGCAUCAGAGCAUAUACACAAAUCAAAUGAGGGCCAGGGCUACCAUAGAAUCUCAGGGUUCUCUGCCCCUUUUGCUGGGUUUGGGUUUAGACAUAAGCUGCUGUCAUAAUCUCAGAAAAAAAAAAGAAAAGAAAAAGGAAAUUUAGGAAAAGAAGUUAAGAAAUAUAUGGUGGUAAACUUUUAAGUGCUUAUAGCUUUAAGUGCCAUUAAUGCUAUCAUAUUUUGUAACUUUUUAAACAAGUACUUUGAAUUAUUUGUUUUAUUUCCUUUCAGGUACUCUCUUUGUUUGACAGUUGCUAUCUCUUUUCCUGAUAAAAACUAAACAUGAGCUCUCUGCAUUUCUAGAGUAAAGAGAAAUAUAUCCAAACUGUGGGCAUUUUUUAAAAAUCUUUUGUGCUGUCUGGACAUAUGGAUAUAAGAAAUAGAAUUGUCUCUAGACUUCACAGUAAAUAUUCAAACAAAAGGCUGCAAAAUAAUUAAUGGGAAUUGCAAAACAUACUAAAUUUUU
Molecule: messenger RNA, 3510 nt
Organism: Manacus vitellinus (golden-collared manakin)
Lineage: Eukaryota; Metazoa; Chordata; Aves; Passeriformes; Pipridae
Gene: KCNK10
Product: potassium two pore domain channel subfamily K member 10
Exons: 7
Coding region: 586-2040 (484 amino acids)
Biological process (GO): potassium ion transmembrane transport; stabilization of membrane potential
Cellular component (GO): membrane
Molecular function (GO): potassium ion leak channel activity
Source: RefSeq, a predicted model, not a curated record